GUCACCUGAAUGCAAUUGACAUACAGAACAAGGGCAUUUGCUAAUAAUUCUGAAUACAUUUGUCUCUGUCUCUGUUUUUAUUUUGAAAAUUGAAAUGUUCCUCUCUCCAUCACACAGUACCCAACAUUAGAAACUUUAGAUUAAAACAAAAAGAAGAAAGUAGAAGAAGAGAAAAACGGAAUCUUUCUUCAGUCUUUUCAAACCCCAAGAUUAAGGAAGAACAUUUUCAAUUUUGGAUCCUAGGGUUUGUUUUAUUGUUCUUGUUUUUAGCUCCGGAUUUCUCUGUUGAAACACCCAUUUUUGGAUUUUUUAGAUUCUUUUUUGUUGCUCAUUUUAGUAUCAAUUCUGCAAUGUUCUUGAAAUUAAUCCAUGAAUCUUAAAAAAAGAUGCAAUUUUUUGUUUUUAAUUGGGGGUGCAAUUUGAGCUUCUUUAAUGGAGUUUUCAGUUCCAUUUCAUCAAAAGCCAUGUCAAGUUGAGACUAAGAAACUGUUAUUUCUGAUAGGGAUAAUCACAAUUGCAGCUUUUGCUGUUCAGAUUUUCUCAACUCCAUACCAGAAUACAUUCUUCAAUAUCCCAGCUGCAAAUUCUUCAAAAGUUGGUAAUUUUUCGCCUUUGCAUGAUUCAAAGAUAGCUAAUUUAUCACUGGUUCAUGAGGUAGUGGUGACUAAGAAUGAAGAGAGUGAAAUGGAGGAGCAAUUGAAGGAUGAAACUGAGGUGGUGGUGGUGGAUAUAAAGAAUGAAGUGGCUGAAAUGGGGAAACAAAUGGACAAUGAAACUGAGGUGGUGGUGGUGGUGAAUAAUAAGAAUGAAGUGACUGAAAUGGGGGACCAUGCCGCCGCGGCAUCGCCGGACGAAAGGGAUGGAGUUUUUGAAGAGAAAUUUGAUUCAUUAGCUCCAGUGGCUUCUCCAAUUACUAGUCCAAGUAAUGCAGGUGCAGCAGAAAUUUUGGAUGCAAAUUUCAGUGCUUCUGAUUCUGUUGUACCCGUGGAGACUGACAAAUCUGCUGUGGACGAGCAAGUACUUGGAGUGGAUGUGAAAGAGGAGAAGCCUAUCUUGAUUCAAAGUGCUCCGGCUACUUGGAACAGUAAUUCAGUUGAGACUAGUGAUCGUGUAAAAAAGAUGUCUCAGAAAGCGAUUAAGUCAAUGCUGGAUGAAAUGGUUCUGCCUACUGAUCCUUUAACGAAGAUUAGAAUGAAGAUGCCUCCCAAUAAAGUAACAUCAAUUUCUGAAAUGAAUGUUUUGUUGCUUAAGAAUCGUGCUUGGUUGCGUUCAAUGAGACCACGGUGGUCUUCAAAACUAGAUCAGGAAAUUCUGGCUGCAAAAGCACAGAUUGAGAGUGCUCUGAUUGUAAAGAAGGAUCGGGAGCUUUAUGCUCCUGUUUACCGUAAUGUGUCGGUGUUCAAAAGGAGUUAUGAACUGAUGGAAGAGAUACUAAAACUUUAUGUGUACAAGGAAGGUAAAAAGCCCAUUUUCCAUGACCCAAUAUUGGAGGGAAUCUAUGCUUCUGAAGGAUGGUUUAUGAAACAGAUAGAAGGAAAUGAGCAAUUCACCGUUGAGGACCCCAGAGAAGCUCACCUGUUUUACAUACCGUUCAGUUCACAAAGUCUUAGGUACACUUUGUAUAAAGCUAAUUCACACAGUAAGAAGAACCUGAUCAAGUAUAUGAGUGAUUACUUGAACAUGAUCACUGCAAAAUAUCCUUUCUGGAACAGAACUGGUGGAGCGGAUCAUUUCUUUACUGCUUGCCAUGACUGGGCCCCAGCAAUUACUAAGAGAAUUAUGAGUGCAUGCCUCAGAGCUCUCUGCAACUCUGAUGUCUACGAGGGUUUCGUACUAGGAAAGGAUGUUGCUCUCCCAGAAACAUUUGUGCUUUCAAAAAGUGAUCUUCUCAAAGAUAAAGGAGGAAAACCUCCCUCAGAGAGACGAACUUUGGCCUUCUUCGCAGGAAAUAUGCAUGGAUAUCUACGUCCUAUAUUACUAAAGUACUGGGAGAACAAAGACCCUGAGAUGAAAAUCUAUGGUAAAAUGAGUAAAACACAAAAGAAAGAAAUGAACUACAUCCAGCACAUGAAGACAAGCAAGUUCUGCAUCUCUGCUAAAGGGUAUGAGGGGAAUAGUCCUAGAGUUGUCGAAGCCAUCUUCUUCGAGUGUGUUCCAGUGAUCAUAUCAGAUAAUUUUGUUCCUCCUUUCUUUGAGGUUCUUAAUUGGGAGGCCUUUGCAGUUUUUGUCGCAGAGAGAGAUAUUCCCAACUUGAAGGAGAUACUCGCUUCGAUACCUGAUGAGAAGUAUGUAGAGAUGCAUAAAAGAGUGAAGAAGGUGCAGAAACAUUUUCUUUGGCACAGUAAGCCAGUGAAGUACGAUGUCUUCCACAUGACCCUGCAUUCUAUCUGGUAUAAUCGAGUUUUUCAGAUUAAAGCCAGGUAACUUAGUAGUUAAAAGAAAGUUAUAGUUGUUAAAAAAAAAAUAACGUAUGAAGCCAACAGAAUCAAAAGGAGGAAGGAAUUGAAGAAUAUGCCUGAAACAUCUGAGUCCAAGUGCUGCAAAGAAUAGGUCUACAAACUGAAAAACAGAGUUCUUUUGACCUGUCAACUACCUUGAAAUAGAUGGACAUCAGUCAAUUCCAGAAUGCGCUGUGUAAGGUGGAAAUUGGUAGAAGUAGCUUUCAACUGAGACACAAUUAACUUUUAAUCCUUUAGUUUUAUCUUCACACUUGUAAAUUCAACCUGAUAAAUUGAUAAUAUUUCGUGAUUGCUAGUCAGUCGUCAGAAAUCCAACUUCAUGUAGGAAUCACAUUCAUGUCUGUAAAAUCACAUGGUGAUUUAAAAAAUUGAUUAGUUACUUUGUGAUCAUGUUGUAAGCUUUUAUGCAAUAUUUUUAAUAAAACAAUUCAGCAUUCUGGAUUU
Molecule: messenger RNA, 2903 nt
Organism: Papaver somniferum (opium poppy)
Lineage: Eukaryota; Viridiplantae; Streptophyta; Magnoliopsida; Ranunculales; Papaveraceae
Product: probable glycosyltransferase At3g07620
Exons: 4
Coding region: 433-2424 (663 amino acids)
Molecular function (GO): glycosyltransferase activity
Source: RefSeq, a predicted model, not a curated record